This is a messenger RNA of Pararge aegeria (speckled wood butterfly), 1839 nucleotides long. RefSeq names its product ATP-sensitive inward rectifier potassium channel 11-like. Gene Ontology annotation, biological process: potassium ion import across plasma membrane; regulation of monoatomic ion transmembrane transport. The coding region runs from base 188 to 1801 and encodes 537 amino acids. Gene Ontology annotation, cellular component: plasma membrane. The transcript has 10 exons. Gene Ontology annotation, molecular function: inward rectifier potassium channel activity. Lineage: Eukaryota; Metazoa; Arthropoda; Insecta; Lepidoptera; Nymphalidae. The record is from RefSeq and is a predicted model, not a curated record.
UCGAAAGUAAACGAGUUCACAGUUAGAAUUUGAUCAUUUUGCGUAGAAAAUAUUUUGUUUUUGGCAAAAGUGAAAUUCACAAACGAAAUUCUGUACAAGGAAAAUUAUUUUUUCGACAAAUGCAGUGCUGUAAACAACAAAAACAAUAGUAAAUAUUUUAAUUAAACAUUAGAAAAUAUACUCAACCAUGGAUAAUGAAACGCCAAAUGAUUUAGAAUUUGAACAAAUUAAUCAGAUAUACGACGAGUGCCUUAGUUAUUUAAAAACAGUCAAAGUUGAUCACUGUGUGUAUGAGGAUGAAAUAAAACUAAACGACCCAGACCCUGGAUAUGAAACUAUUGCAGAAGUAAAGGAAAGAAUAAAAAAUACCGAUAUAAAUGCUAUAUACGCUGUGCCAAAAUCCCAAUCCUUAAAUCCAGUUCCAAACAUAGAUUAUCAGGUUGAAAAUGAAAAGUUUUCUAGUGGAAGUGCAAACUCAGUUUCAAGUGAAUUUAAAUCUGGAAGGUUAAGACGUCUAUCUCAACAGCUACCUAAAAUUAUAAUAACUCAAAGUAAUACGAGCCUCAACAUUACGAAAGGACCAAAUGAAAAGAUUCUCCAAAAUCAUAUUGUUGAAAAGAAAAUUGUUAAUCAUAAUAAAAUACACACGAAAAGUCCUAUAAAAAAGUGUGGGUUAAUAAAAAGAACUGAACCUUCUUUCCGAUAUAAGGCCUAUUGCGAUUUUCCGAAGCGACUGGUCUCUAAAAAUGGCAUUGAAAACGUAGCCUUAAUAUCCAACGUUCCGUUCGAGAAAAUGCGUUUACUGAACGAUACCUUUCACACAUUGAUCAAUUUACGCUGGCGCUGGAUUGUCAUCGGUACGGUGAUUGUACACUUUGCCAUCUGGCUUGUGUUUGCUAUUUUCUGGUACAUCACAGCCCUCGCGCAUUACGACUUUGAACCCGAACCACCGCAACGCUCUUGUGUCACUGGUGGCAAGGAUUUUGUUACCAUCUUCCUUGCUUCUGUUGAAGCUCAGACUACAAUCGGUUUUGGAGAUCGCGCGAUAGAUGAAGAAUGUCCAGAAUCAAUAUUCCUUUUCAUUAUGCAGCUGAUACUCGGAACCGGCUUAUCAGGAGUGCUAACAUGCGUUGUAUACGCUAAGUUGACGAGGCCAGAAAAGUUGUCUCGAGAUGGUGUUGGAUUCAGCAAAAAAGCUGUUAUUUGUAUGCGCGAUGGCCGGUUGUGUCUUAUGAUCAGAGCAUGGGACCUCAACUACGAUCACAUUAUUAGUUCUGAGUUUACAGCACACUUCGUCAAUACGCACAAGACAAAAGAAAGCGAAGUGAUUCGCUACUAUGCACGAAGCCUGCCUCUCCAGCAACGGCAAUUCCUACUGUGGCCUGUUACCCUAGUACACGAGAUCGACGCAACCAGCCCCUUGUUCCGUCUGUCACCCCAAAAUAUUGCUGAAAACAGCUACGAGAUCACAGUAAGCUUGAAAGGUGCGUCUGCCUCCAUGGGUACCUUCACUCAGAGCCAAACCUCAUAUCUCCCGAAAGAAGUUGUUUGGGGACAUCGCUUUCCUCCAGUGGUAACGUACGACAGACACAGACAGCAGUACGUGAUCGAUCACUCGAAGCUGAACACUAUCGAGCCAGUUGAUACUCCGUAUUGUAGUGCCUAUGAACUAUAUAGGGUAUCCGGCUCACCGAAAGAUAAAUUGGAGCCCCCCGGCACACCUGGGAGUUUCAGUGAAAAAGUGUCUACAUUCCAGAUCGAAAGAACAUCAUCUUUCAAAAGGAAAGAUAAAAAGAUCUGAAUAUUUUAGAAACGAAAUUGAUUAUUUUGUUAUUUGGG